Molecule: messenger RNA, 3798 nt
Organism: Larimichthys crocea (large yellow croaker)
Lineage: Eukaryota; Metazoa; Chordata; Actinopteri; Sciaenidae
Product: inter-alpha-trypsin inhibitor heavy chain H3
Exons: 20
Coding region: 353-2548 (731 amino acids)
Source: RefSeq, a predicted model, not a curated record
CUGUGGCCAGUAUGAGAAAAACAAUGUGUUUUAUAAACAUCGGUUGGUUUAAUUGUUUGUUUUACUCUUCGUGAAGAGUUAAUCAACAUUCACUCCAGUAUGCAGAGAACAAAUACACAGUCAUUGUAGAGAAACCUCAUGAUUUAUAUUCAAACUUGCACUCGCAUGCGGUAAACACACGAGUACGCCCGGACAUCACGCAGUACAAAGGCAAGAGAGGACAUGUUUCACCCCGACAGAAAAGUCCUAAUUGUAAUAAUACUGCGUCUACCCUGCUCAACAGAUUGCUGCACAUUGUGUGGGCGGACUAUAACGGGAAGACAUCCUCCUCCUUUCAGACUCGUUUUCAGCCAUGUUUGACGAAAGGCUCUUCUGUUGUCCGCGCUUGCCAGCGGUGUGGACAGUCAUGCUGCUGUGGAUCUGUUUCUGCAUCUGGCUUCCAGCUCAGGCCCAUGAAGCUCUGGUUGUUUCCCGCGCAGGUGCUGUGACGCAGGAGGCCAAAAAAGCUAUGGGCAGCAGAUCAAUAAAGAAAAGAAGCACCAACUCUGCAAAUAUGGUGGAGGUGCACAGUGUGAAAGUGGAUUGCACUGUGAUGUCUCGUUUUGCUCACACCGUCAUGACCUCCAAGGCUCUGAACAAAGCAAACUCUUCUCAGGAAAUCUUCUUUGAAGUGCAGCUGCCCAAGACCGCCUUCAUCAGCAACUUCAGCAUGGAAAUUGAAGGUCAGGUGUAUGUUGGUGAGGUGAAGGAGAAAGAGAAAGCAAAGAAACAGUAUGAGAAGGCUGUUUCCUCUGGACACACUGCUGGACUGGUCAAGGCUUCUGGAAGAAAGUUGGAGGAGUUUUCAGUGUCUGUGAAUAUUGCAGCCAAAAGCAGCGUGACUUUUAUUCUGACUUACGAGGAGCUCCUUCAGAGGAAACUGGGCCAAUAUGAGAUUCUAACGCGAGUUAAACCCAAACAACCGGUGCAAGAGUUUCAGAUUGUGGUAGACAUCUAUGAACCCCAAGGCAUUGCUUUCGUUGAGGCCUCUGCAACGUUCCUCACCAAUGAGCUGCUCUCACUUGUGGAGGAAACUGUCACAGAUUCAAAGGCUCACAUCUCUUUCUCACCAACACUGGAGCAGCAGAGGAAAUGUCCAGGAUGUGAAGACACCGUGAUUAAUGGGGAUUUCAUUAUCAAAUAUGACGUGAAGCGAGAAGAGAGUCUUGGGGAAAUUCAGAUGGUGAAUGGAUACUUUGUUCACUUUUUUGCUCCACCUAACCUGCCCAGAGUCCCAAAGAAUGUGGUGUUUGUGAUUGACAGGAGUGGAUCAAUGAGUGGAAGAAAGAUUGAACAGACCCGGGAAGCAUUAGAAGCCAUUCUGAAAGACCUCUACAAGGAGGACCACUUUGCUCUCAUCCUGUUUGAUAGUUCCAUUGUCACCUGGAUGGACUCUCUUACCAAAGCAACAGAGCAAAAUGUGUUUAAAGCCAUUGCCUACGUGAGGAAACUAAGCGACAGAGGAGCCACCAAUAUUAAUGAUGCUGUACUGAGAGCAGUGGGCAUGCUGAUGAAAGAAAGAAGACAUCACAACAUUCCAGAGAGGAGUGCAGACAUGAUUAUUUUACUGACUGAUGGGAUGCCAAACACUGGAGAGUCUCACCUACCAACAAUACAGAAGAAUGUGAAUGCUGCUAUUGAGGGGAAGAUAUCUCUGUUCUGUCUUGGAUUUGGAAAUGAUGUGGAUUAUUCAUUCCUGGAUGUGAUGAGCAGACAAAACAAAGGACUGGCCCGCAGAAUUUUUGAGGGUUCAGAUGCAAAACAUCAACUUCAGGGUUUCUAUGAGGAGGUGUCCAGCCCUCUGCUCUUGGAAGUGGAUUUGCGUUAUCCUGAAAACGGAGCAGUUUUCUUGACCAAAAACCACUACAGCCAGUUGUUUAAUGGUUCAGAGAUUGUGGUGGCUGGUCGACUGACCAACAACAAUCCUGAUAACUUCUUGGUGGAAGUGGUCGGCAAGGGGUCUGAAAAGGACUUCUUGGUGCAGGGAAAGGCCAAUAAGUUAAACUUGGAUGUAAUCUACCCAGAACAGGAAUACAUCUUUGGGGAUUUCUCAGAGCGUCUGUGGGCCUACCUCACCAUCCAACAGCUACUAGAGAACAGUGACAUUGGUACUCAGCAGGAGAAAGAUGCUAAGACAGCCAAGGCUCUGGAGUUGUCACUGCGAUACAGCUUUGUCACCCCUCUCACGUCCAUGGUGGUCACCAAGCCUGAAACUGAGGAUGGACCAGGCAGCCCUCUUAUUGCAGAUAAACUGACUGAGGACCAGCGACAGAAAGCAGAGAGAAGCAACGCUCAAAACUCAAUAAGUUACUAUCAUGAUGGUAGGUUUUUGAUACUCCAUUCUGCCAGUGACUUCUCCAAUAUUCACGACUCGUUAAGUGACUAUUACGAUGACGAGUACAGAUCCAGUGCCAAUUCCCUCUCAAAUGGAUUGCCAGCGACAUGGAGAGUCUUGCUGCUGUGGAUCUGUUUAUGCAUCUGUCUUCCAGCUCAGGUUCAGGUGCUCUAGUUGUUUCCCACAGAGAUGCCCUGACACAGGUAUUAAAAAAAAAAAACUACAUGUGCAGCAUUUGCUUGUAAACAAAAGUUGUAAGAGUUUAUCUUUCCCAUGAAAAAUCUCCAAGCAUGCCAGGAAGUGAUGAGCUUUGCAUGUCUGCAUGACAGCUGCAACUAUUGUUCUGUGAGAGUGCAUAAAUACCAAAGCUGUGCAGAAAAACAGAAAAGAAACAUAGAAGUUAAAUACCAAAGCAGUAGUGGCUCGGUCAUCUCUCCAAAGCAUUGACAGCUGACAGGAAAAUCCUUUGAAAGUGUACCAACCAGCUAAAUAGUGAUGUGGCUUCUAUUUCUUCACUGACCCUGCAAGGUCAGUGGUACUCCUUUGUAUUUGAAAUAACUUGUUUAAAAGGAUACUUAACAGGCUAAAGUAUUCAAUGUACAUGAAGUUAUAAGCACAGCUGUUCUAAGUGUUUCUUUUGCAAAUCCAAGUUAAAUCUGAAGUCUGAAGUCCAAAGUCUGUAAUGCUUGCCUCCAAAGUCAGGUCCAAAAGUGUCACAGUGGAGUGGGGAGGUUACACGAAAAAAAAAAAAAACAGAAAACGGCAAAAGCAAAGAGCAGGGUCAAAAACAGAAAAGAUAUGAAUACUGGAACAAUGAAACCCAGGGGACUCGGACACACUGAGAAACCAGGUAGAAGACACAGACACAAAAACACAAGAACGGACAGACAAGAAAACAAAGGAACUAAAUAGAAAGGACUAAUCAGGGGCAGGUAAAACAAAUGAGGGGCAGAUGCAAACUCAAAAAAGGUGGGAAACAAGACAGGAAGUCUUGGACAGGGUGGAACUACAAAAUAAAACAGGAAACACAGAAACAAACUCAAAACUGUUACAAAAAGUCCAAGUCAAUUCUUUCAGGGUUCACACUUCUCUUCACCUCUCUUUUUUUCUCUUUUUUAGAGUGAGAAGAUAUGAACAUAACAUACCUUGAGUUUUAAAAAUUGGCCUCCAUGAAGAACUGUGCUUUCCUUGCAUUUGCCUGUUUUCUGACUUUAUUGCUGAAGUAUAUUAUAAUGCAUUGUCUUUCUUAGUAGUAGUAGAACAUCACAUGCUCUUAUUAGCUUGGUUAAAAUAAAGUAUGAAUAACUGUGUCUUAGAAUAGAAAAUAAUUUCUAUUUUAUGAUUGCUUUUCUGUACAUUUUGUUUGACAAGAUACUGUUUCAUAUUUGGUAAAUUGUAAAUAAAUGUUUCAUUUUUGCAUAUCU